Messenger RNA from Chrysemys picta bellii (western painted turtle), 4901 nucleotides. It is a transcript of the gene PM20D2, whose product is annotated as peptidase M20 domain containing 2. Gene Ontology annotation, molecular function: dipeptidase activity. The record is from RefSeq and is a predicted model, not a curated record. NCBI's taxonomy places the organism in Eukaryota, Metazoa, Chordata, Testudines, Emydidae.
UACAUUGCUCAGCAAGUCCUCAGGCGAAAGGGGAUAUUUGUGAGGCAGCGCCGGCCGUUGAGCUCCGACAGACCCGCUGGCGUGGAGCUCGCGCCUGCUGAUGCUCAGGGCAAGGCGGACUCCAGCCGUUUCCGAGCCACCCACCUCUUGCGGCGGCUUCAUGGGGCCGCAGGAGCCGGCGCAGAGCGGUGCCGCCGCCGUGUCCCCGGCAGCGCUGGAGAAGCUGAAGCAGCGGGCGGCUGAGUGCAUCGAGCUGAGCGCCGAGCGGCUGAGCGCCCUGAGCCGGGAGAUCUGGAGCCGCCCCGAGCUGGCCUACGAAGAGCACCAGGCGCACGGCGCCAUGACCCGCUUCUUCUCGUGCGCCGAGCUGCCGGGGGCCGCCUGGGCCGUGCAGCCGCACUACAAGCUGGACACGGCUUUCCGGGCCGAGUGGGGCCCCGCCGCCCCGGCCUCGCGGCCGCUGCACUUGGGUUUCCUGUGCGAGUACGAUGCGCUGCCCGGGAUCGGACACGCCUGCGGCCAUAACCUCAUCGCCGAGGUGGGGGCGGCCGCGGCCCUGGGCGUGAAGGGCGCCCUGGAGAGUCUGCCCCAGCCGCUCCCCGCCGCGGUGAAGAUCACUGUGCUGGGAACUCCUGCAGAAGAAGGUGGAGGUGGCAAAAUAGAUCUCAUAGCAGCUGGUGCUUUUGAUGAUCUGGAUGUUGUUUUUAUGGCCCAUCCAGCACAAAGUGAUGUCGCUUAUUUACCUGAUGUGGCUGAGCAUGAUGUGACUGUGAAAUACUAUGGAAAAGCUUCUCAUGCUGCUGCUUAUCCUUGGGAAGGAGUAAAUGCAUUAGACGCUGCUGUUCUUGCAUACAACAAUAUAUCAGUUUUAAGACAGCAAAUGAAACCAACCUGGAGAGUUCAUGGUAUAAUAAAAAAUGGUGGCGUGAAACCUAAUAUCAUCCCUUCUUACACUGAGCUAGAGUUUUACUUGCGUGCCCCUUCACUGAAGGACCUCACCAUUCUGACAAAGAAAGCUGAAAAUUCCUUCAAAGCUGCAGCUGUGGCCACAGAAUGCAAAGUGGAAAUCAAAGGUGGAAGGCAUGAUUACUACAAUGUGCUUCAGAACAAGAGUCUGCAGAAAACUUACAUGGAGAAUGGAAAAGAGCUUGGAAUGGAAUUCCUUGCAGAUGAGUCUUUUUUGAAUGGUCCAUCAGGUUCCACUGACUUUGGGAAUGUUACAUAUGUGAUUCCUGGGAUUCAUCCCUAUUUUUACAUUGGCUCAGAUGCAUUGAACCAUACUGAGCCAUACACUGCAGCUUCAGGGUCUCAAGAAGCACAGUUCUACGCUCUACGUGCAGCAAAAGCUUUGGCAAUGACUGCACUAGAUGUUAUCUUCAAGCCAGAUCUGUUGGAAAAAGUCAGAGAAGACUUCAGACAAACGACUCUAAAAGAGAAAGGCCACUUAAAUGUAACGGAACAAGGCAAAGAAUCUGGCCCAGCGGCAGCAUGUGCAACACGUUAAACAAAACUAAAACCUAAAUACUUCCAUGUUAACGGAAUAAAUGUUCUACUUGAAUUCCAAAGGAGGCAGGACAGAUUUCUUAGCUGGAGGAAGGUUGACUUUUUUUUUUUUUUUUAAGGGAUGUAGGGAAACCAAAUGGUCUCAUUACUUUCAAAAAAAAUUUCCUCUUAAAAAUAACCAUGUAGUUGUAAUUUUGCAUGCUAUAAAAUGAUACACGCUUUUUGAAUCUAUUUGGAUGGUUGAUCCACAAUGACAGACAAUUGGUUGAAUGCUUUUUGCACAGUACUUCAGUCUACAGCUACAACAUCCACAUUUCAGGUUAAGAUGGCAGAACCACAUAGAAAAGCUCACCUAUUAAAAAUACCCUAAAUACAUUGACCUGUCAUGGUAAACCUUUUGUGGGGAAGGACUGGAGGAACCAUGUGUUGAAAUCUGUACAAGAUGUAUAACAACCCCAUCCCCUAGCUAAAGUACAAACUUUCAGGGGAAAGUAACAUACCAGAGAGGGUAAAUCUGUACACUUGAGCCAAAAUAGGGUGCCUAAAAUAAAAUUCUAUGUAGGUGCCUAAAUUGGUAGCCUUAUUUUUCAGUGGUGCUGAACUCCUAGCAUCUCCCACGGAACUUAAUUGGAACGGAAUGCUUCCAAAAAUCAGGGCUUGCUCAUAGGAGUUCAACGUAGGUCUUGUCUGCAGGAGAAAGCUGCACCUGUUUAAAGGUGUCAAUCUUUUUUUUAAAAGCCAAUUCAGUUAAACUAGUACAAAAGGCUUCAUAGACACUCCUUAUAUUUUGGUUUAACUUAAGUUUAAUAAUCUGUUUAAGCUAAACCAAAAUAAGUGUCCACACAAAAUUUUGCUUAAGUUGGUUUAAAAACAGCUUAAAUUAAAACCAGUGCAAUUUUCUUAAACCCAGCAUCAAAUCUAUUUUUUAAAAUUAUUUUAUUUAUUUUAAUUCUUAGCCCUGGUGCUUUGUCAUACAGAAAUAGUCUCCCCAGCUCUCAUUCCUGUCAAUUUCCAAAUCAUGUGUUGUUGAAAGACUAGGAUUCAACACUAACAUAACCAAGCAAAGAGAACAGCUGCGCAAAAUGGAAUGUACACCUCUACCUCGAUAUAACGUGACCCAAUAUAACACGAAUUCAGUUAGAAUGCGAUAAAGCAGUGCUCCGGGGGGGAUGGGGGAGAGAGAGCUGCGCACUCCGGUGGAUCAAAGCAAGUUUGAUAUAACGCAGUUUCACCUAUAACGCGGUAAGAUUUUUUUUUUUGACUCCCAAGGACAGCGUUGUAUCGAGGUAGAGGUGUAAUUUGGUAUUCUUUCAGAUACAUGUCUGACUUAGAGAUUUUUUUUUCCUAAUGUUGAUGGACAAUGGAGUAAAUUAUAUACACCUACUCUUAUAUUUCCCCAUGUAAUUAGUUUCUGUGGUAAAUCCUAGAACAGUGUUUGUCUGUUCAGGACUUUCUGGAAAACAUACAAAGUUAAAUCACAGAACUUUUGUAUUCAAAAUGCUGCAUGUAAUACCAACUGGAAGCUAAGUCCCAUACAAUUGUAUAGCAAAUGAACAUUUUCAUAAUCAUCUUGUUUAAAAGUUACUUAGAUAAUAAAUCUACCAUUUUUUUCUUCCUAGAGAAACUUCAAUACCUCUGCUGAUGUUACACCAGGGAUCGGCAACCUUUGGCACGUGGCCCCCCAGGGUAAACACCCUGGCGGGCCGGUUUGUUUACCUGCUGCGUCCACAGGUUCGGCUGAUCACAGCUCCCACUGGCCGCAGUUCGCCGCUCCAGGCCAAUAGGGGCUGUGGGAAGCGGCAUGGGCCGAGGGAUGUGCCUGCCAGGGGGCUUACCCUGGCGGGCUGCGUGCCAAAGGUUGCUGAUCCCUGUGUUCCAUUCUCUAGUUUAGAGCACAUACAUUCUUUUCCCUUUGAUCUUCGAGAAAUUACAUGUUAGGCUACACUAUAAAAUAGUGGGGCCCUGGAUUUCUUCAGACCUUUUAAAAAAAAUAUUGUAGUAUCUCAGUAUUUAUCCAAACACUUCAGUCACUGUCAUCAAUAGUCCAUCGAUCCUUUUAGCUAACAGUAUUUGUCCUUGGAUUAAUAGGAGACCGAGUCUUCAUUUUAUAGCCAAUUAAGAUCUUGCCUGUAUCCAAAGUUUUACAGGUUUUGGAUCAGCAGGUAAAAAUAUUGGUUUCCCUGAAGUUCUUCAAGAAUCCAUAAGCCCCACUGUGUCAGAUAAGGAUGUACAAACCCUCAUCUCACAGCAUUCCCCUUGUCCUGACUGAGAGAAUCCCAACCCAAACCAGCUAAAAGCUAAACAUAAACGUCUAUAUUGGCUGUACCCUUUAGAGAUGACAAUGCUGCUCUUCCACUUGGUCCAUUUAAAAUGCACCCUGCUGGGACCAUAGGUUGUUCUAACUGGAGGUUUCCUUAAUGGAUAAAACUGAAACCACUCUCCUGUUCCAAAAUUGUUUAAAGUAUUUGGGAAGGCAUCCCUGAGAGCAGAUUUAUCUUGUGGUCUUGUGCUGAUCAAGUGGAAAGGCCAAAGGUUCAAGGGGCAAAAUAUUAUAAAUCUAGGACUUCAUUGAACCUUUGGCCUUUCCAGUUGAUCAGCACAGGACCAAAGGAAAAAUCUUCAUGCUUGAUUGGCCUUCAUGGGUUGUUUUGUUUUUUUUGGUUGGUAUCUCCUUUAGAAAUAGUUGUAAGUCCUCAGUGAGGUAUGAGAGAGAGAGAGAGUGGGUGGAGGUAAUAUCUUUUAUUCGACCAACUUUUGUUGGUGAGAGAGACAAGCUUUUGAGCUUACACAGAGCUCUUCUUCAGGUCUGGGAUUGCUUUUGGUAUGCUCGAAAGCUUGUCUCUCUCACCAAUAGAAGUUGGUACAGUAAAAGAUAUUACCUCACCGACUUUGUCUCUCUAAGAUCCUGGACCAACACAGCUACAACAACACUGCAUACAACAAUUGUGAGGUAUAGGUAAUUCAUAUUUCUGCUGCCCUAUCUUGUAGAUGAGUAGGGGACCUUUUGUUUCAAGUGUCUGACACAUUUCACUAACAUUGGAUUCAAAACACCUACAUUAAACAGUUUAAGAGUUGCAAAGACAGAGUGUUUGUUUCUCCCCUCCACUCUCUACCAACUGAAGCACAGAAUUAAACUUCUAGUUCUUACAGGGAUUUAUCUGUUCUACCUUCUCUACAGUGGGUUGGGUUCAAACAAGUGCUGGUACCCUUUGCAGUUUUAAGCCUUUUUGCAGAGCUGUCAACUCUACUUGAACCUGUAACUUGACCUCAUUUUUCUAAUUUAGUGUGAUGUGUCAGGAACUAGUUUUCUUUCAGCAUUUAGUUCACACAGAUUAUGAUGUUCAUUUCCUACUUGUGUGCAUCCUAUUUUCUGCAGCAAUAAUAAACCACUUUUGAAA